AACUGUUAUCGAUUUGAUUGGAGUUUGAACGAUAAAAUGACGUUAAUUAGUAGCAGUGUGUGCGAUAAUUAUCUGAUAAACAUUGUGACAGCGACACCGUCAUGUUGAAAUUCUUUUAUUUAAACUUUUCAUGUUGUAACUUACGGUGGUGGAUAUUGAUCAACAUUUAAAUGGGGAAAUGUCAAUGAUAUGCCUACUACGUAAUAGCUGUUUUCGAAAAAACGGAUAGUUUGUAAACAAGUUAUGUCACGAGAUAAUGGAGGGAAACAAUAAAAAACAGCGUGACAAAAAGAAGUUAAAGGAAGGGACUAAGGAGCAUUAUGGGUCAAAAAUUGAAAAACUGAAGAAUGUCGUGAUUCGAAUUUUAAAGAAACAUCCUGGAGGCAUACCGAAAAACGACAUUUGGUCAAUAGUUCUGAAAGAGACAGGACUAGUAGUCAGUGCAAAGGAUUAUGGACUGUCAAAAAUGGGACGAGUAUUUGCUCAGUGGACAGAUGUGAUUAGGACAGAGGGGCCACUGAACGCCGAGAAGCUAUUUCUAGUCGGAGAAGAUGGUUCUGCUCACAUUGGGUUAAUGUUGAAUGAAGAAAGCAUCUCUUCUGGCCAAAACCUUGUCAAUCCAUCAAACAUAUUAUCUGACCAAGAAACAAACAAAAGUUCGUCUGAAGGAAGAUCUAUAACCGAAACAGAGCAAUUGGAUGAAAAUAUUUUGUUUGCAGACGAAGAAAAAGAUGAAUUUUCUUUUCACAAUGAAGGUGUCUUACCGCGUAGUAAUUUGAAGGAGCCGGAUCAAGUGUCAAGACCUAUUAUGAAGCAACCCGAAGAAACGCCAGAUAACGAACCAGUCAUUCAAAAACCUGCACAACCUCAGUUAAAUGCGCAAAUGCAAUUCAUGCCGAUGCCCGGUAUACAAAGGCCAAAUCUUGGUCUCUUUGGCUUCCCUCCUACUGGAAUAGGUCCACCAUUUGCGAAUAUGCCAGGAUAUAAUCAGCAAGGAUUAAUGAUGCCGACAUUUGGACAGCUUGGGAUGACGUUUGCCGGAAUGCCACUCACAUACAGGCUACCAAUGCCCCUUCCUGGCCAAGUCGGAAUCGGAGUUUCUGGUGCAAAUAACGCUUCAUCUAGUAACAAUGAAGUUAAACAACAUCACAAUCAUGGGUUGCGUGAAGCACAAUCGACUAGUGAAAGACAAUGUGAAACACCUACAUCGAUCUCGUCUUUAGUUUGUGAUGAAUCAAAAGCAAAAAGUCCACCUAUUGCAGACACACCGAGUCAUUCAGAGACAGGAUCAUCAUCAGAACGUUCGUCUUCAUUAAGUCCGGAUUCUGUAUCCAAAUCAGACCAAUGUAAAAGCGGACCAACUCCAGCAUGGACGAAUCAAAUGCAAAUGCCUUUAUCUGUCCCCAGAGGUUAUGCUCCACAGUUCGUAAAUUUUCCAGGUUUGGCUCCACCACAUUAUUUAGGAAUGCCUUAUCGGCUGCAACCACCAAUACCUCAACAUUCAGUAAAUCAAAUGACAAUGCCUUUUCCCAUGCUAAAUUUAAGGAACGAAGCUGAAAGACAACCUAUCGAGCGGCUAAAUCCUACCCAAACAUGUCUCACACCGAAUGUCCAAAACAUUUCGUCAACCACAAGCUUCAUUAAUAAACCAGAAGUACCAUUAGAACAAAAGACAUCUAUGGAACAAGACCAUCAAAAAGAUCGUAAAUAUAUUCAUGACAGACUUGAACAUGAUCAAGCAUAUACAGCUUUUUCCUCUACACAAACACGUGCAGGAAGUACGGAAGUAAAUCAAAACGUUGUGGACUUUGAAAAAGUUGACGAUGAAAUAUUUAAGAGUUUUUCGAGUUCAGAUUCAACGGAAGGUUCUGAUGCUAAUACAGAUGACGAAAUGGAAGAUGUAGCAUCAGUAAUAAGUGAACUCUUAGGAGAAAGUGGGCGUGCAUGUAACGAUAAACUUCCUGAUGAGCCACCAAAAACUCGCAUAAGACCAAGCUGGGUACAUAUAGCAGAGACAUCGAAGAAAAAUACUGAAAUUCCCAGAGAAAGUUAUGAACAAAAUGAAAUGUCAUUGUCAAUGAGAAACCACUUGGCCAUGUUCUCGAAUGCAGACAAAAAACAAAGAGAGGUAACAUUUCACCAAAAUGACAUGAUGUCAGAAAAACAUUUGGAAGAACAGCGUAAAGGAUCAGCACCUUUGAUGCAGUCACCUCAGUGGUCUCUUAAUAAUGAACAAGUCAUGCAAAAACAGCAACAAAUGAAUGCACAAAUGUUGUUCAGUCAAAUUCAAAGGCCGAACUUGGGAAACGCUGGCAUUGCUACUCAUGGAAUGACUCCACAAUUUGCGCAGAUGCACGUUAAUAAUCAGCCAGGCUUAAAUCAAAUGCGUCAAAUACCGUCAUCCAGCUAUAAUCUUCCAAAUUCUGGAAAUCAAAUGACAGUUCCUUUCCCUACACCUAUCCAAGGAAGACAGGAAACGGAAAGAAGAUCAGUUGAUUCAAUAGAGAAUGAUGUACCGAACUUUCCCAGUUUCACGAGUCACAGAAGUUUAGCUGAUGAAACAAAGAAAACCUUGAUAAACCACGAGGCUAGACAUACAUCAGUUACUAGCCAGCUUAUGAUGUCUAUUUCAGAUCUCAACAACUGGCAGCCACAUGCAGAUGAUGUUAGAGACUUUACAGUAACUCCUAUAGAGAAAAAAGAGUUUGAGACAAAGAUAAUAGAUGUUAGACCUGUGUAUGUCCCACCGGACAAAAAGCCCUCAAAUGAACAAGUGGACAGUAUUGCCAAAGAAUGUAUUGAAAUAUUGGCAGAUGCAAACGAGUUUGCUACUCCUGAAAGAGUAGAACAACUUCUCUUCCAAAGAUUUCGAUGUAACUUUAUCUAUGAACUUGGAUUCAACCACGUGGAUCAUAUUCCGUGUGUUAGGGAAUUAAUCCGACUUGUGAGCAAAAUCAAUGCUUAUAUAACAGCUUUUCUGAAAACAAGAUCAAUAUGUACGCUUUUCGAGCUGAAGGAAGCUCUGCGAGAUUAUGCGCCCGAUAAAGAUGACUUCAACACACUGAAAACCGGACCAUUGCAAAGAUUUCCGGUUGUAUACCAGCAGUUCAGGUUUCCGCCAGAUCAAGCAAUUAUUCCUGAAAUAACGAGUAUGGAUAUUCUUGAACAUUUCAACAAUUAUCUUACAAAGAAUAGACUUUGGGUUAACAGCAAGUUAGAACUAGAAUCGUUUAUGAACUAUUUGGUACAAGAAUACAGUGCUGAUAAUGCAUACAUGCUCGGAGUCAGAAUAAGGUCUCUUCCGCUCACAAUCGGAGUCUUAAAGAAAGCCAAACGAGAUUCAGCAGCUUGUCACAGGACUAUCAAAGAUCAUUUUGAAGAAAAUUUGAAGGCAGAUAUUGAAGAAGCAUUCAGGAAAUUUCGAAUGCACAUUUUACACAGUGGAGACGAUACUGGCUUGAAAGUACGCACACAUUAUAUGAAGAUGAAACCCGAGCUAACAAUACAAGAAGUAUUUGACAAGUUCAAUUUCCUUCUUACAGUCACACAGGAUAGGAGAAUUACAAAACUCCCAAAAUUUAGACGUGUUAUUGAGGAUUUCUUGACUCUGAUGAAAGAAGACGACUUAGGUAAAAACAUUCUGCACCUUGCGAUAUGCAUGUCAAACACAGACGUUGAACAAGCUGUGGCACAGAUGUUUUUCACAACUGAUAAUGAAACUGGUGGCACAACACAGGAACAGGUGCACCAUAAACCUCCUCCUCAAAAAGUUGCGUUGGUUGAAUCGCUGAAGAAAUAUAUUGAACGGUGUUUGAAUGCCGGUGCACUAAGUUUAACGCAUUUGAACCGUAUUGAAGAGAGAAUGCUGGACGAUUUUGGAUUUGUUGACUUUAACAUGAUGGGAUACGGAAGAUUCCUGGAAUUUCUGCUGCUAGAAGAAACCAAACAGCUCAUCGAAGAAAGUGUUGGUCUUAAUCUUGGUAUUGGAUCUGGAGUUGGUGAGAGCGAUACAUCAUUCAAACCAAACCAAAUGGAUUUGAUGGAAUUCAUUGCCCAGUGCAGACAACAGAAGGAAAUCCAACAUGAUCAAGUAGAAGAAGUGUUGUUAUCACAUUAUUGCGUGAAGAACGUGCGAGACCUUGGACAUGGUAGUAUAGCAAGACUACUGAAUUAUGCGGAAAAACACGGCAAACAUAUAGUGGACCAAUUCUCAGUAUACUACGAAUCGGCACUAGUUCAGAAUGUUGGAUUAUCACAAUUUUCGAAAGCAAAGGUAGGAAUAUUGGGACAUCAGACCAAAGAUGAUGCAAAAACGUGUCUUCACAACUGCCCCCUACUGGAGAACCUGGCAGAUUGGAGCCAUUGGAGUCUUGUGUUUGAGCCUGAACUUGGCAAGCUGAAACCGUUUGUGCAAAAAUACGGAGGUUUAUCUACAAAAACACUGAACGGUGGGAGAAUUGUAACGUUUGACUUCUUGGUAUUGGAGACAAAACCUGGGGAACUUGUUAAAAUAGUUUCUUCAACAUCGUUGGAAAAUGUCACCUUUGCUUUAAAGAGUCGUGAUGUUUUUGCUAUGACAGGUCAUUUAGUUUCCAUGGUUGUUGCAUACAAAGGCAUUGAGAAUAUGCCACUUGCCUUGAUUGCCAGACAUAUUCACAACGAACUUAUACAGAUGCACGCUCAAGAACCAAUACAAGAAGCAGGAGUCUGCAUUUCAAGUGAGAAGACUGUAGGUUUAUUUGUACUGCAAUGCCUUUUACGUAUCCCUGCAAAAAUAUGUGUCUCAUUGGCCAACCAGAUAUUCCUUGAACCAUUGGGACAGGUUUUGGGUUCAAGCAAGUCUAAACAAAUUCUUAUACAGUUGUGCAGAUCCGAGACAGAACUCAGUCAGCUAGUUCAGCUCGGAUGUUCACUUGGAAUUCAAGAAUGGACAGAUGUCAUACAAAGAAAGUGCCAGUUACCAGAUACUGCUGUACAAAUUCUCCCAUCCGAAGCUAAGGAAUUCUUUGAAAAUGACCAAUAUCAGGAAGAAGAAUUUAAUGAACUAUAUGUGGAAACUGAUUCAGAUACUGAAGAUGUUGAUGAAAUCUUGGCUGGUGAUUUAGUCGAACAUAAAGCUAGAGUCACAGAUGAUGAAAACGAGAAGACUGACACAGACAUUCUCACAAAAGAGCCUGAAGAAACUGCCCAAUCUGAAGAAAGUAAAGAGGACCAGAACUUAAUUAAGGAAGUCGAAAAUGAUGAAAUAACUUCAUGUGAGUUGAUUAUUAAUCAGAUACGCAGAGACGAAUUUGGCGUUGGCAUUCAGCUUAGUGAAGACGGGAGAAGACUAAUGAAGGUACAACAAGAACGACUUGGUCGGAGUUUAGAUCGGCUGUCGAAGGAUCUCUACAGUAAAGAUACACACUUCGUUCUAGAAUUAGUUCAGAAUGCAGAUGACAAUAAUUACUCGGAACAAUUACUCGCAAAUGACUCUGAAGAAUGUCCCUCAGUGAAGUUUGUGAUAGAGAAAGAUAAGAUAUCUGUUCUAAAUAAUGAGCAAGGAUUUAGAGAGAAAGAUAUCAAAGCUCUUUGUGAUGUUGGAAGAAGUACAAAAGGAAAACAUAAAUUUGGAUACAUUGGACAAAAAGGUAUUGGUUUCAAGUCAGUUUUUAGAAUAACUGAUGCGCCAGAGGUACAUUCGAAUGGUUUUCACAUAAAGUUUGAUGUCAACAGUGGGCCUAUGGGAUAUAUACUGCCACAUUGGGUUCCGGAUAAAGAGAGAUUGGAGCAAAAUGAAUGGAUGACCGAAAUAAUAUUGAGAUUGAAACCUGACAUGCAACUGCAAACUCGAACCCUGGCUGCAAGAUUUCAUGAUAUACACCCUUCUUUGCUAUUGUUUCUACACAGACUUAGACAUAUUACUGUAGAAAACAAGGUUGAAAACAGUGUACAAACUAUGAGAAGGCGCGACAUUGGAAAUAAUGUUGUCGAAAUCCAGCAUUCACAUGGUGUUGAAAGGUGGUUAGUUAUAAAGAAAAUGCUGGAUGCAAGUAAAAUUUCGAUACAGGCAAAGUCAGGUGCUGAUGUAGAAUCAACUGAAAUAGCAUUAGCUUUCCCAAUUAGCAAGCAUGGCAAGAAGACUAUUGUGCAGAGGAUGCCUCCUAAGCAACCGAUAUUUGCUUUCUUGCCUCUAAGGAGUUAUGGAUUCCGAUUCAUUAUUCAAGGUGAUUUUGAUGUGCCCUCUAGUCGUGAAGAUGUAGACAGAGAUAGUUCUUGGAACCAAUGGUUGAGGAAUGAAAUACACAAUGUCUUUAUAGAGUGUUUGGAUAAUUUUAAGGAAUUUCCUGAAUUCACUACAAUGGACGCGGUCUGUGGUUUUCUACAGUUUGUUCCAAUGGAAGAUGAGGUUCUUGAGUUCUUUAAACCGGUUGCUGCAGAUAUCUUAAAGAAACUGAAGGCAAAUCAUUGUAUUCCUACCCAGCCGAACAACGAAGGACUGAUUAGUUGGAAGAUGCCAUCGCAGACAGUAAGGGUGCGGGAUCCGCUUGUUCGGAGUGUUGUCACAGCUUCUUUACUAGAGGAACACCUUGACUUGUUUUAUUUACAUGACGAUGUUGCAUCAAAGUUGAAUCCUGCAUUGACCUCUUGUCUUGGCAUCGAGACACUUACAUCUGAUCAUUUGUUCCAACUGGGAAAGGCUAUCAUUUUUCAAAUGGACACACACUGCAGUAAGAAUGAGGACGUGGUGCUGAUAUCAAAGUGGAUGGCAUGUUUGUACCGUAGCUUAGACGAGUUUCAACAAGACGACAAGAUAUUGACAUUGUUGAAGUCACAGCGAAUGUUACCACUCUCUGAUGGAGAACUAAUUUCACUGCAAGAUAAAACGGUGUUUUAUCCAUUGACAGUCUCAAACAGCAAGACACAGAGUGGAAAAGAUCCGCUUGUUUACUUGCAAAAAGACAUCAAGAGCAUUCAUCCGAUGUUGUUGAAAACAGGCGAUGAUGAGGUUAACAGUCAGGUUCAUAAACUCUUGUUGCGAAUAGGAAUAAAACAGUUGUCUCCCUUUGAUGUUAUCAAUCAUCAUAUAUUACCAAUUCUGAAGACCGACCUAUGGAAAACAAAAGAACCGGGAGUGCUGAUAUCGUACCUGGUCUACAUAAAAGAGCAAAUGGAGAAACAAGCGUCUGUUUGUAACAUAGAUGAUAUCAAAGAAGUAGCUGUGGUGCUGACAAGUAAUGGUUUCAAAAUUCCGAGCAAAGAACCUGUACACUUUCCCCCACAAUACGGAAACCAAAUAAAUCUUAAGAGCGUCUUUAGUAGUUAUGAUUGGGCAACUGUUGAUUCUUGCUACCUGCCACCAUCCUGUUCACAACAGGUUAUUCUUAGCUGGGCAGGUUUCUUCAGGAAACUUGGUGUAGUGGAUUUCCUUGCGUUCAAAGAGGAACGUAUUCAGAUUAAAAGAGAAGAAUUGAAACAGUCGAAAUGGAAACAUCACUGCGACGCAUGGCCUAAAGAAGUUCAAGAGUUUAUUGUGCAAGAUUUUGUCAGCGCAGAGGUAGAAGGACUGAUUACAAACAACGCUCACGUGGCCGAUCCUAUAUAUGCCGACCAGAUGCGAACUUUAUUUACGUAUAUAGACCAUCAUUGGGAUAACCAAAUCUUGAAAUUUUCUAAAGCUCAGGUUUUAGAUAAAGAUGGUAACAAGUUGAUGGAAACGGAUUCGUCUUUUUGCAUUCUACUGCGCAAUUCUGAAUGGUUACCAGCUUUGGAAAUUAAGACAUCGACAGAUGAAAUGGGCUAUAUUAAACGUGAUAAGCAAAUUGUAUUGCGAAAAUCGUCUGGUUUGUAUAUCAAAACUGAUAUAGUUCAGAGUCUGUUGUUUGACAAAGUUAUAUACCUGAAUGCUCACACAUCUCACGGAACAUUUUUCCAAUUUCUUGGCAUCAAAAAUACAGUUGAUGUUUAUACUGUUAAAGAUCAUUUGUUAAAUUGGAGUGAAAGAAAUAUGGAUGACACACCAGUUCAGUUUUGUACUACCCUUGAGCAUAUGAAGAAUGUGUAUCAGUAUUUAUAUUCAGGGCUACCCCGGCAAGAGGUUCAUCUUUUAUUUCAAGAGAAACCAGUUUUAUUCGUACCUGAUUCGAGUGCCGUUCCUGGCAAGGAUGUUGUCAUCGCUGGUAAAAUGUUAAAUCGACGUGAAAUAUGGCUUUUUGAUAAGACAGGGUUGUUUUCUAAACACCGGCAUCUCCUUCAAGAAUAUCACUACGAUGUUCACAAUAAAAGAACAAUUGGAGAGUUUUACAACGACAAUAGAGAUAUCAUGGAUAUCUUAACACAUGAAGCUAAGUUAGAUACUCAACCAAAUCUUGGUGAAUACAUUCAAUUAUUGAGUCUCUUAUGUGAAACAAGUUCACCAAAAGAAACAGAUGUCUUGCACGAUGUACUGUAUAUAUUCUCAAUAAUAGGAGAGAUGUUAGACGCUCCUCAAAUCAGUGAACCUGGUGGUCAGCAAGCUGCAAUUAAUGCACACGAGGCUCUAGAAACCUUUUUAAAGAGUAAACUAAGAAAACUAAAGGUUUUACCAACAAAUAAGCAAAUUUGGGUAAAUCUGGAAGACAAUCCAAUGGUUUGCGACAAUAAAGAGUUGGAAAAAAUGUUUAUUGACAAACCAGGAGUUUACUUUCUUGAUAUGGAAGAUAAACUGAACAAGACAAAGCAAACGACAAGGAAAAUUGGCCAAAGAAAAACAGCUUCUGGAAGUGCUAUACAGUCUGAUAUGAUUGACAUAGUGAUUGAAGUUUGUGGUGUCAAAAAACUUAGCGAAUGCGUGGAUUUGACACCUACACCCGAAAUGAUAUUACCUUGUCCAGAAAUGCAGAAAUAUUUUAGUCAAAUCGUUCCGGUUUUACAGCAAUACCUGCUUGCAAAAUAUCCUGAUGUAUACAAGGAUUUGGAAGAAACAAGCAUAAAGAAGACUUUCAAAGAUGCAAAAUUCUAUCAGACUCGGACUCUGGAGGUGAGCUAUUGGCUGUCGAAUUUGACCAAAGACACAUUUGUUAUUCAACAAGAGAAGUGUUUGAUUCAUCCUCCAGAAUUCUACUUUCAUCGCGAGCAUUUGUCAGACUUCAAGGAGAUUGCAAAGGAAAUAGCAAGAUAUUUUAGUAGAGGAAACUCUGAGUGCAAUAAUAUACUUAGGUAUUUCUUGAACGAACUUUCCGAUGUUAUAAAUAGCAUAUCAGAAGAACCAAUGGAUAGUCUUUUACGAAGAUAUGAAGCAGACACUAUUGAUAUAAACGAUGAUGAUAAAUGGGAAGUAGAAGCACCUGUUAUACCUGAAACAGAAGAGCAAUCAAAAGAAAAGGACAUUGAUGAAAAUGAGUCAGAGGGAGCUGGGGAAAACGUUGUUUCAGCAGAAGUGGGUAACGAAGAAAAAGCGUUUGAACUAAGGGCUUGGCCUCCAGUUGCUAAUCCAAACAGAACUGCACCUACUACAGCGUCAACUGAUAGACCAGCAUCGAAUAUUUGGCCGCCUCCUCAAGGAACUGACUACAUGAAGUCAGUUAAAGAACUUCCAUCAAAUAUCAGGUUUGUUGGUAGCGAUAAUGAUCCUAACAACGUACAGACACAAGGACUAGGAGAAAAUGAAAAUAACAAUGAUCUGGUGUUGGACGUCGAAAAUUUACCUGAGCAUCUUCGCGGAGGCGAGAAAGAGGAGGCGUUUCCUACACAAUUUGGGUUUUUAGAUCCAAGUAUGAAUAUGUUUCUUCAAAGUGGCAAAACAGGGGUGGGUGCUGUUAGCGGUGAGUACAAAGAAGGGAGUGGUCAAGAUAAUUUACAAGGACGGCAUGCAAACACUGGAAUAAAAACAUACAGUGAUAUUGUUCAACCUUCUGAAGGAACUACAAGAACAAACUCGUCUAUUGAAGCAGAGCAACGUCAGAUAAAUGAACAAAAUAGACCUAUUGAAGACAAAGGGCAAAAGCAGACAAAAGAUCAAAAAGAACACACUGAAGUUAACGAUGGCCGUACGUUUGCCCAAAGUGAUGACCAGCAAUUUAAAAGUCAAGGUUCAAGCGAAUUCCACGAGGGUCCAAGACUGAAAAGUCGCCAUGAAAAGUUUGAAAGAAAAUGGCCUUUGGUAUUAGGUGAUCCUACUUGGAACAAUAUGGCAACGGACUAUACAUAUGAUAAUCUGGGUUCUGGAAAAGAAAUUUGUGUCAUGGAGAGCAUGAGGGUAACAGAAAAUGACGCCGCGAUUGGGCGAUGGGGUGAGGCAUGUGUUGCCAAUUACCUGCAGAUACAGAAAGAUCUCGGUAGAAUUGUAGAUUUCUCAUGGAAGAAUAGUUCAGAUGAGCAAGGAUAUCCGUUUGAUUUUGAGAUAAAGGUAGCAGGUGAUAAUGGCGAGUUUAGACAUUACAUUGAAGUUAAGAGUACUGCAAGUGAGGAUAAAGAAGUAUUUGAAAUAUCAGUGCAACAAGUAAAAUUUGCUAAUCAGAUGAAGGGUGACUUUCAUAUCUAUCGGGUGUUCAAUGCUGGAAAUCCUGAGCGUGUGAAAUUAAUACGAAUCAAAGACCUUAAUCAAAGACUGUCAGCAAAACAAGUAAAGUUGUUCAUGCUGAUAUAAUGAAUGACUUAAUGAGAAGACUGCUUUAAAAGCAAAGAAAUGUUCCUGUAUGCAGGUCCAUUAUAUCAGGAUUAAUUUUAGCAGCGUUAAAACGCUAUGAGGUGCAUUAUUGAAAUCAUCCUGUACUUGUUUGAUUCGAAUCAAUUAUCAUUUGGGUUGAAUGCAAUUUUACUAGUUUUAGAUAUAGCGUAUUCAUUUAAUAACCUCAUUACAUUGUCAAGUGUUCUGAUAAAACACUAUAAUUUCAUUGUAACGUAUUAUUUUUUAUCAAAGAAAAGUGACAAAUCUUCAAAUAUAUGUAACAGAGAACCAUAUUCAUUUAAAUAUUUUGUCUAUAAGAUGUUUUUAUUUCUUGUUUAUAAAAUGUUGUUGUUUUUUAUUUCUUUAAAUUUUCGAAUUUACAUCGCGAUUUUUUUUAUACAAACUUUUUUAAUUUUGUAUUUGAUAUGUAUCGUUUUAUUUACAAUAUACAUGCAUGUAUUGACAUGUUAAAUAAUUAUAAUAUGUUAACUACAUAUACAUGUAUAUUGUGAUGAUUGUAUGUAAAUAAUUACUUAUGUAAACCGCCUGUGAUAACGAUCUUUUUUUAUGUCAUUCUGUUAUAAAUGUAUUUCAGUUCUUUAUUUCAUAUAAAAAAAUGCAUAAUAGAGACCAUUUAUUUUCUUAAAUCACGAUAAAGUAUUAUUUUGAUAUUUGUCCAAGAAUAUAUUACAUGCAUGUUUUUGAUAUUUGUCCUGCAUCAAUUGCUCAUUUGUGAGUCGUAUUGAUAUGUGUGCUGAUUUUGAUAUUUACAAUGCUCAUUAUGCUUCAGAAAUACUUUCAUUUUUAUAUCUCUAAAGUUUUAAAGUAAGCAAAAAGAUACUCAUUGGUCAAUUACCUGAACCAUUUGUUUCAUCUGUUGCUUUCUUUUUGCAAUAAGUACAGUUAUAGGGAAUAAGUGUUUUGUAUAAAAGUACUACAUUCUUUACAUUUUGCUACUUUUAUGCUUAUUUAUUUUCUCAUUCAUCUCUACAUUCUUCAGAUAACAAGACUCUGAAAUUUUCUUAAACCAUUAUGAAAACAUUUUAAAAUUCAUGUUUGUUUUUUCUAAAGAAGUAAAAAUUUAUUUGUUUUAGAGUCAUAAUGUGCCUUUAAUCUCAACUUAAAUGUAUAUUUACAGACUCUCGGCUUUAUUAUUUUUAUUUCAUGUACAGGAAUACCUAGGUUGAAAGGGACCAAUUUUUUAUUUAUCUUCAAUUUUUAUGAUUUUUAGUGUGCUUUCAUAUGAUUGAAAACGAUUUAUUUUCAAAAUUGAUUUCAAAUCUACCCCUUUUUACCCAAUUAAGCAUGUUUUUUUUUCUAUUAUAAAGGAAUUAUAUGGCUUUUACAUUGUUUCAGAGAAAUUUAAGCCAACUAAACAUAUUAACAUUCAUUAAACGAGAACUCCUAUGCAAAAUAAUUCGUGACUUCUAUCAUUUACUUUCAUGUUCUAAACUCAAGAACUACAUUUGGUGCCCCUUUACUAACGAGCCACAAUAUAUGCCUAUUUUACUCAACAUGGAAAAAUUUAUAACAAACAGUUGUUGGUCAAACAAAUAUGUUUCAUCAAGGUUGCUGUGUAUUAUUAGGAGACGCAGCCAUGUCACAAAAGAGUAAGUAUUAUCAUUCUUUUAACUGCAAUAUUUUAUAGUAAGAUUAUGUAUUUUUAUUAUUUAUUGCUUUGCUAAUACUGUGUUUAUGUGUUUAUGCAAUUACUUUGUAUUGCGAUUGCAGAUAAUAAAUUUCAAACUAAUCUUUAUAAUUCAUAUAUACAUUUAAAGCAGCACGCCUCCAGAUUCAUGUUAAAUUUCAUGAAAAUUUUGAUAAUGUAUUUGACAGUAAAAUAUUGUGAGGUGAACAAAUAAAGUUAUUUACAUAUUGCAAUUGGCACUUACAAUCCAUGCAAAUAACCAAAAAGAGAUCAAAAUGUGCAAAAAAGCCCUUACUGCGUUAGUAACGCAGUAGAUAUAUGGUGAUAAAAUACUGCAAAAUCAGUCUUAAAUCGCAAAUAACAUGUAAACUAUAACAUUGAUCUUGAUUGCUUUUACCUGUCUUGAAAUAUUAGUAUAUUUUUCUCAAUUUUCAUUUUCCUUGAAAUAUUUUGGCUCAUCUGCAGCUUUAAAUAAAAAAAAUGUUAGUGAUCUUUCCUUAUUGUCCAAAGAUAUAGAAUUGUCCGACAAGUAAAUUAAGUUUAUACAUCGGUACCAACUUCAUUAUCUAUCAUAUUGAAUCCUCUUUACGAGAAUCUUUUUAAUGUUGCACCUGCAUGAGCAUACACCAACUGUAUUAUGUUUUCAUACGUUUAACUCGGUUAUGUAAUUUUCAUUGACAAACGUUAUGCAAUUUCUGGUAUUUCUAUGAAUGAAUGUUUUAUAUAUCUUAAUGAAGAAUGAAAAUGUCAUUUAAUAUUUUUACGCUGAAUAAAACGUUACCAAUG
Ruditapes philippinarum (Manila clam) is the source of this 13061-nucleotide messenger RNA. RefSeq lists its product as uncharacterized. Lineage: Eukaryota; Metazoa; Mollusca; Bivalvia; Venerida; Veneridae. Bases 257 to 10606 code for a protein of 3449 amino acids. The transcript is spliced from 36 exons. The record is from RefSeq and is a predicted model, not a curated record.